Messenger RNA from Thecamonas trahens ATCC 50062, 1476 nucleotides. RefSeq names its product thioredoxin. Gene Ontology annotation, molecular function: peptidase activity. The record is from RefSeq and is a predicted model, not a curated record. Gene Ontology annotation, biological process: protein modification by small protein removal. NCBI's taxonomy places the organism in Eukaryota, Apusomonadida, Apusomonadidae. Bases 25 to 1476 code for a protein of 483 amino acids. The transcript is spliced from 2 exons.
CAGACUCAUCCCUACGGAGCAGAGAUGUCCAGCGGAGCAUCUGUGCGGCUACAUGUGUAUGAUCUGUCCGGUGGGAUGGCCAUGGCGAUGUCUCAGUCGUUCAUCGGCAAGCGCAUUGAUGGCAUCUGGCAUACGGGUAUUGUUGUGUAUGGCAAUGAGUACUAUUACGGUGGUGGGCUGCAGGUGGCACCGGCUGGGGUCACGCCCUAUGGCAACCCGGUCAAGGUGGAGGAGUUGGGAAGGACGAGCAAGAGCAAGGCAGAGUUUGAAGCCUUUCUCGCUCAGUUGGCGCCAUCGUUUACUCCGGCAUCGUAUCAUCUCCUCGACAACAACUGCAAUCACUUUACCGAUGCCGCCUCGAGGUGGCUCACAGGAAAUCCCAUUCCGGCUUACGUCAGGGAACUCCCGUCAGAGUUCCUCUCCACUCCGCUCGGGCAGAUGAUGCGCCCGGUCAUCGACUCCAUGAUGGGUGGCAUGGGUGGCGCUCUGGGCGAGUCGGUCAACUCGGUCUCAUCGGCCGUUCCCGUCGCCUCGGCCACUGCUGACUCUGCAUCGUCGUCAGAGUCGUCCAUCGCACCCACCCCGCGCUAUCGCCUCGCUUCCGACACCUCGUUUGUCACCUUUGCCUCUUUCAACGCAGGCGGCGUGACCAAGCACAUCCGCAGCCAGCUGGAAAAGGACCAGCACGCGGCGCUGGCCGAGAUGGUCGCCGCCACUUGCGGCUCAGUCGACGCGCUCUGUGAGUGGAUCGCAGACCUAAAGGCGGAUCCCGAAGCUGCCGGCUCAGCGCAGCUCGCCGGCAGUGCCUUUGACGCUCUGCUCAAUCUCGCCCUCAUGGGGCUUGAGGGCAAGGACGCCUUUGCUGUCCUCGACGUCCUGCGCAUUGCUGUCCUUCGCCCACGGCUGGCCCAACACCUACUCGCUGACAAGGACGAUGCCCGCCUGGCGUCGCUGUGGGCGCUGGCGCAGCCGGACUCUGCCGUCCGCCACGUCCGCAUCAUGGUAUUCCGCCUUGUCGCCAACGUGCUCUCGAUGCCCCGUGCCGGCGCAUACCUCCGCGCCACCAACGAACGUGCCACCGCCCUCGUCUCGCUCCUGCUGGCUCACACCACCGACGAGGUCGAGGCCGCCGUCCGCACCCCAGCCAUCGCCGCCGUCCACAACCUGGCCAUGAUUGCUGACACAGCCGAGCUCUCAGACACCUACCUCCAGCUCGUUGCCGGCCUCACCGAGCGCCUGCUCCACAUCGACCUUGCGCUCGUCACCGAUCUGCUUGACCUCUACCGCCUGGCCAAGGCGCUGGCACAUUUGGUCGUCGAGGCCCCACACGGCACCACCCUCGUCCAGCAGCUGGGCCUUCCCGCCUCGCCCUGGCUAGCUGCCGCACAGAACCCGCCAGGCGCCCCGCCACCGCCCGGUUCGCCCGCCGCUCUCAUCAGCGAGUUGGCCCGCGAGCUGGCCGCCAUCCUUGCCUAG